AUAAGAAGAUAGCAAAAAAAAAAAAUGCAAAAAGUAGGAGCCUGGUCGUCUAAUCAAACAGAAAGCUUUUGUGUACAUUUUUUUAUCAGCCGUUCGAAGGGAUAUUUGUUUGUAGUGUUCGGGAUUUGUUAUAUAAUAUAUACAUUUUUAAACGAAAUGCAUAUUAUUAUGAAAAACGUAUUGUGUGGGGCAUAAACAAAACUUAAAAUGCGGGUAAUAUCAUACGUGUCUAACUAAUUAUACAAUGGUUGAACCAAAAACUAGUGUGAGUUUUGUUUGUCAGAGAUGUCUUCAGCCUUUGAAACUUGACUCAAGUUUUGGAAAUUUAGGAGAACAUACUUUGGCAGAAUUAGCCUUGCCGAUUCACUCGACACCAGAGAUUGAUCUGGAGUCCCAGGCGGCCAGUCUGGACAACUUCGUGCCAGCGUUUCGCUUGACGGAGUCUGGGAAUGGAGCCAACGGCUUCAUGCUCGUGGGGGAUGAUGGGGAGCAGGAGUCGCUCAGUCACAGGAUGAGGGUUACUGCAAGUUUGUUUGACAUUUUGUCAAACAACUCGGACAUAGACCAUCCCCUCUGUGAUGAGUGCACAGACACACUUCUCUCACUUAUGGACCAGCAACUCAAGUUGACCGAAGAUGACCUGAAUGAUUACAGCAUGUUUCUGAAAAGGUUAGAAGCAGAGGACAAAGAUGAAAACUUAGACCUUUUAGAAAAAGAGCUUCAAGAUCUGCAGUCCGAGGAAGCGCGCUUGAUGCGGGAACUGGCGUCUCUGAAGGAGCAGGAAGUGGCGACGGAGAAUGCCAUCGCUGAGCAGGAGAGAGAGAAGGAAAGACUGGACAGCGAAGAGGAGCGCUACUGGCGGGAGUACACGCAGCACCGAUGGGAGCUCACCUUGACAGAAGAUGAGUCCAAGAGCCUGGAGUGCCAGCUGCACUACGCUCAAGCCCAGCUGGACAAGCUGAAGAAAACCAAUGUGUUCAACGCGACGUUCCACAUCUGGCACAGCGGCCACUUCGGGACCAUCAACAACUUCCGGCUGGGCCGCCUGCCCAGCGUGCCGGUGGACUGGAGCGAGAUAAACGCGGCCUGGGGACAGACCACCCUUCUGCUCACUGCUCUGGCGCGCAAGAUGAACCUGACCUUCGAGAGGUUCCGGCUGGUCCCGUACGGCAACCACUCCUACAUCGAGGUCCUCGCGGAACACAGGGCUCUGCCCUUGUACGGGUCGGGUGGCUUCCGCUACCUGUGGGACACCAAGUUUGAUUCUGCCAUGGUCGCGUUCCUCGACUGCCUCCAGCAGUUCAAGGAGGAAGUCGAGAAAGGAGACUCCGGCUUCAGUCUUCCGUACAGGAUGGAGCGUGGCAAAAUUGAAGAUGUGUCCACCGGGAACUCUUAUUCAAUAAAGAUUCAAUUGAACUCUGAAGAGCAGUGGACCAAAGCACUCAAGUUUGUGCUGACAAAUCUGAAGUGGGGACUUGCCUGGGUGAGCUCUCAGUUCACCAAAGAUGAAGCAGAGGUGCCACCACGUUAACACAAGUCUCCAGCUUCACACUGUUCACGUGCAGUCCUCCGGUGAAGAUGCCGGUCGCAUGCCACUGCUUGUGGUUGGUCGGACUUGAACAUAUUUACCGCAUCAUCAAACCUCUGUUUACGAGUGUCAACAAUCAAAUGAGAACUUUUUGCUUUAAAUUAAAUAAAAACAGAAAAUCUGAAUAGUCAGGUAUACCUUUUCUCUGUGUUCAGAGUAUUUAAUUGGUACUACGCGUUUACUUUGAUACAGGUAACAGUCUGUUGUGUUAAAUUUAAUAUAAAAUUUCAGCUAUGUAUAGCGAAAUUUUUAAUUGCUAUUGCUUGUGAACGCUGACAGAUGGGUAAGAUCAGUAUGUACAGUGGAAUUAAACAAAAAUUAUGAUGAUAAUUUUAUUGUUUAUUAAGCAGCAUUCUUUUACAGUAAAAUAUCAAUUUUAAUGUAUUUUUACCCAUUAUUAAGUUUUUAAUGAAACAGAUAAUAAAGUUUGUGGGUAUUUUUGAAAGAAUUGUUAAGAAUUUAUUGAUAUAUAUAUAUUUAGUUUUUUUUUUCUUUUCAGUGACUAGAUUCUGUAUUAUUAUGUUUUUUAAAUGUUAAUUUUGAACAAAAGUUUCAUAUUAUUUUUUAAUGUUGUAAGUAAAAUGAUGAUUUGUUAAAUGCAUAGUGUGCUUGAAUUAUUCAGAAAUGUUUUAUUCAACUGAGUAUUAUUAUACACCACAUAGGAAAUUGCAAGAAAGAAAAAAACAAAUUACUACUUACUUAAGGGCCCUUUUCCACUUUCCUUUAGGAUGCAAUAAAUAUUAGCAGCCAGUCAGUUAGUACAUCUCACCUUCAAUUCAAUGGCUGCUUGUUGUGAUGACAACAUGAAACUUGAUUUUAUGAGCUGCAGAUUUAAACCACGUGUUGUUGAAUAACUUAAGUACUAAAUAGCUAUCCCAUUGCCUUGUAAAGCCUCAUCAACAAUUAGCAUUGCCUUCUGAUAACACCAUCAUACAGAAGUAUGUGUAUACUAGAGCUGUGCCAAUAGGAUAGGAUUGUGGGCAAGUACUCAGUUUUUGUAUUUAUAUUACUGCAGUUUGAAAAAAGAAAUCCUAUUCAGUUAUAAAGGUAAUUUUUUUAUUUUAAUUAUAUUUGUUUACUUAAAACUAAUGUGUUUUUUUCCCCUGAAUCAGUUCGGAAUCAGUGAAUCGGCUAAAGUUGAAUUGGCAUAUCGGCGUAUCUGCACAAAUUUGUGAAUUGUACAGCUCUAGUGUAUACAGUUCCAGUCUUUGAAAUUGAGCACUUUGUGAUAUGUGAUAUGUUUUGUGGGAAAAGAGCUGAGUUUUAGCCAAUUGUAUACUGUUUAUAAUUGUAAGAAAACUAAGUACUCUGCCACAAUAAAACUCUGAAGCGAUAAUGAAA
Messenger RNA from Bacillus rossius redtenbacheri, 2929 nucleotides. RefSeq names its product beclin-1-like protein (gene Atg6). The transcript is spliced from 8 exons. Gene Ontology annotation, biological process: autophagosome assembly; late endosome to vacuole transport; cellular response to nitrogen starvation. The record is from RefSeq and is a predicted model, not a curated record. Gene Ontology annotation, cellular component: phagophore assembly site; phosphatidylinositol 3-kinase complex, class III, type II; phosphatidylinositol 3-kinase complex, class III, type I. Lineage: Eukaryota; Metazoa; Arthropoda; Insecta; Phasmatodea; Bacillidae. The coding region runs from base 245 to 1531 and encodes 428 amino acids.